Eimeria acervulina is the source of this 365-nucleotide messenger RNA. RefSeq names its product cDNA clone:001-121-B01, full insert sequence, related. The record is from RefSeq and is a predicted model, not a curated record. The transcript has 3 exons. NCBI's taxonomy places the organism in Eukaryota, Apicomplexa, Conoidasida, Eucoccidiorida, Eimeriidae. Gene Ontology annotation, biological process: fatty acid beta-oxidation. Gene Ontology annotation, molecular function: acyl-CoA dehydrogenase activity. Gene Ontology annotation, cellular component: peroxisome. The annotation marks the transcript as partial.
GUGCCUUCGACAGUUCUGUGAAUUACUGCAGCCGCCGUCUUCAAUUUGGCCGCCCUCUGGCAAAUUUUCAGUUAGUGCAGGAGCGACUAAUGAGAGCACUCGGAAUUGCACAUUUGGGGCGUCGGUUGGACAGCGGAUUUUUAUCGCCUGCUUUGAUUUCGCUGAUCAAAGGCACGACGUCGCUGUGGAGCCGCGAGGCUAUCAAAUUGUGCAGAGAGGCUAUGGGCGGCAACGGCAUCCUGCUGGGGCUUCAAACAGCUAAAGCACUCGCAGAUAUCGAGGCGCUGUACACAUAUGAAGGGACAUACGACAUCAAUAUGUUGAUUGCCGGACGCGCAGUUACGGGUUUGAGUGCUUUUAAAUGA